UAAGCUGAAUUGAAUAUGCAAUCUCCGAAUAACCAAUCAAGUUGACAUGUUCUUCUGCAUUAUGCAUUUCAUGUGACACUAUUAGGCAAUACGUUUCUUGCUCCGCCUUUUCCCUCUUCAAUGAACAUCAUGGCCUACCGCGCAGUACCAGAAGUACCACCGCGGUCUGCCAGGAGAGGCAGUACCCCUCGAAUCGCUGAUUCUAUGUCGAGACUGUUCCAUGAAGAUGAGAUAUCUAGAGAGAUGCAACUGGUGCCAAAGAGGAGAGACCGAUCUACUUCAUCUUCAACAGAUUCUCUUCCUCGCCGCCCCCUUCUCUCACCACCAUCACCUCCCCCCUCCUCAUUUAUACCAGAGCGGAGAUACAUUAGGCAUGAUGAAUUCGACGAAGACCUUCCGCUUAGCUAUCUUCAUCAUGCAGGCGUGAAUGGAUUCUGGAACCAAUGCGAUACUGACCUUACGGUUCACCUUAAGUUAUCUGUACAGGAAGACAUAGACGAAAUUUUAGAAGAGUUUUGUCGUAUAUGGAGGAUGGGCGACUUCGUCUCCGCCAAGCAAUUCUUUGCCGAAAACUUGCAGGAUCACUUGGACAAGCCAGAUGUCCUUGUAGAAUAUGCAGAAAUGCUACUCGAACAAGGUGACUAUAGUUCUCUGUCCAAAAUUAUGGUUGAUACAAGAUUCAACACCAUAAUCAGCAAUGCAAGAGAUGAUAGUGAUGGAGAAAUGCUCUAUCAAUAUUGGAAAACAAUGCACGGGUUUGUCACUACUCACACAAUUACUGCCGACUCAACUGGCCUUGAUUCGAGUUACAACAUGACUAUCGACGAAAUGGACCCCAAAAGAUUGAUAAGCACAGCUGAGAUUAAAAUGCAUGCUCUACUCUACCGAAUGCCGAAAAUUCUGGAUCUAUUGCCCAGUUUCACAAGGUACUCCGAAUCGUUAUAUAGAGAGUUAUACUCGAGCCUCCUUCGACAAGGGCGGAUCUGGGACCUAUAUGAUAUCUCCCAGAGUAGGAUGAUAGACAGUGCAAUCGAUGUGACAAAAGACUGGAGCGAUGACCCAGAUAUCCGAAAACGCAUCGAGUGCCUCAUUAAGGAUUGGACAAGCACGGUACACGGAUAUAACACGUCGACAACCCUCGCGCUUCUUGGUAUUCUUGCGACAUACGCACAGAGGCUAAUUAUAGGGAUUGGAAUGGGUGCCAUUUUACUUAAAGGCAAAUCCGACGGGCUCCUCGAGUACGUAGUUAACCAAUCUACGCCCCUUGCGAUUUCAGUCAUGGAAAACAACCUUAAAAGCAUGAGAAGUCGGUCUUUCAUGAUGUGGAUGCUGGCGAAGUCCCAUAAUGCAUUCCCUAAUCAACUUCAAGCUCGCCUGAAGCACCUUGAAUCGGAGCCAGGAGUGACAAGUAUCCGUUAUUCUCAUCCGCUACCUAACUAUAUUCCAGCGGAAGGCGAGAACCCAGGCUGGGGUGUGGAUAAAGUAAUACCUGAUCUUGAAGCUCCAAUUAAAAUGGUGGUGAAAGCAUCGCGGGCUCUCGGUGAUUAUCGAACACAAGCAAUGUCCAUUGCUAUGGCUUAUCCAAUCAUCCGCAAAGCCAGCGCAAGAGUUGGAAGCACUCGGUAGUCUGCAGAAGGAAAUACAAGGGGAUAUCUUCAGCUACGCGAAUACGCUACUUACGAGAUAUUUGGUAUGUAAAACCGAAGCCUCAAAA
Messenger RNA from Daldinia caldariorum, 1714 nucleotides. RefSeq lists its product as uncharacterized. The record is from RefSeq and is a predicted model, not a curated record. The transcript has 3 exons. Lineage: Eukaryota; Fungi; Ascomycota; Sordariomycetes; Xylariales; Hypoxylaceae. Bases 121 to 1626 code for a protein of 501 amino acids.